Pistacia vera is the source of this 1101-nucleotide messenger RNA. RefSeq lists its product as uncharacterized. The transcript is spliced from 8 exons. The record is from RefSeq and is a predicted model, not a curated record. Lineage: Eukaryota; Viridiplantae; Streptophyta; Magnoliopsida; Sapindales; Anacardiaceae. Bases 1 to 1101 code for a protein of 366 amino acids.
AUGUCGAAUAUUCUUCUAUACUUAAUUCGUAAAUACCCUGGCUUAGCUACUGCUAAAGAUGAUGAUGGGCGUAAUAUACUGGAUGCAUUGGCUUUAAGGCCUUGGGACUUUCAGAGUGGAAGUAAUCUUGGAUUUUGGAAAAAAUGGAUCUACAAUUUUGUUCCUGUGAAAUUCAAACUAACAACACCAAGGUCAGAAAGAGUUGGCGUGUACCAUUUCCCUGUAUCUUCAACAACCUAUCGAGUGGUAGGAUGGCCUGAAAAAUUACUUUGGAAUUGCAUCGGACUAUUGGCACCUGGUAUCAAAGAAGUUCAUGAUGCAAAGUUAACACAUAAAUUUGCCCUCGAGUUGGUCAAAAGUGUGGUUGUAGCUUUUUCACCUUUGAGUGAUUCACAGAUCUACGAAUUUUUCUUGCAGUCAGACAUAAUAACCAAAGCAGCGAGUUCUGGCAUCGUUGAAAUUGUAAAGAUAUGUCUUCAAAUGGUCCCAGAUAUAUUUUGGCUUUCAACUGAUCAACAAACCUUGUUGAAAGUUGCUGUUCAAUACCGGCAAGAAAAGAUUUUGACUCUUGUGCAUAAUACGGUUGUAUACAAUAAGUUCACAUCUCCCAAACCAAUUGAUGAAUUUAAAAACAGCAUCUUGCAUCUGGCAGCUCGGUUGGCACCACCCCAUUAUCUCAGAGUUGUGUCUGGUGCAGCUCUUCAAAUGCAAAGGGAGGUUCAGUGGUUUAAGGAGGUGGAGAAAUUAGUGCACCCUUUUCUUAAGGAAAUGCCAAACUCUGAUGGAAAAACAGCUCAGGUUGUAUUCACAGAGCAGCACAAAGCAAUGGAUGAAAAAUACAUCAAAUUCUUGCAUGGUUGUCACCGCGCUCAUUGCUACACACGUUAUGCAGAAGAAGAUUUUCUAGAGUCGCUGCCUAAAAGAUUGAUAACUGGUCUUGCUUCUCUCUUCUUGGCUAUAGCAAACAUGAUGAUAGCUUUUGCUGCAGCUUUUGCAGUUGCAUUACGCGAGACAUCAAUAUGGGUUGCAAUUGCAGUUCCCUUCGUGGCUUCUCUACCGGAUGUACUAAAAAUACAGAGUUUGACAUUGUUUAACAAUUGA